Molecule: messenger RNA, 1766 nt
Organism: Megalobrama amblycephala (Wuchang bream)
Lineage: Eukaryota; Metazoa; Chordata; Actinopteri; Cypriniformes; Xenocyprididae
Gene: nkx2.4b
Product: NK2 homeobox 4b
Exons: 2
Coding region: 473-1396 (307 amino acids)
Biological process (GO): regulation of transcription by RNA polymerase II; cell differentiation
Cellular component (GO): nucleus
Molecular function (GO): DNA-binding transcription factor activity, RNA polymerase II-specific; RNA polymerase II cis-regulatory region sequence-specific DNA binding
Source: RefSeq, a predicted model, not a curated record
GUAGAAUAAGCUUUGACAUCAUACAUGUCAAACUGAGCUCUCAAGUUUGUAUAAAGAGAAAUCUCCGAUCAUGUUUGGAGGAGAAUUCAGAUUGUGAGCGCCACUUAUCAUAAUGCGAAAGCUCGGAUAGAUUGAUGUAAAAAAGCUGACGCCACUUGGAAGCUCAAAAUGAUACAAAUUUGCUUUAUGCUGGCAUUCUUUGUGUAUCUUUUGCUCCGCGAGUAUUUUCUUCAAUUACUAGGAUGUCAAUGGCUCGUUUGGCUCGUUGCUCCGCCCCUCGCGUUUGUCGUAAAGCAGCAGUCUGACGGGAAUAAGGCAGAAAUAAGAGCGUCCAGGACUCGCCUCUUUCUCCAGGGCGCACACUCGGACCUCAGAGAACGCGGUUACGCACGGAGGACACUUGGCGUCUGGCGGUUGCGCGCACAUCCACGGGCUUGUGGCAGCUUCAGCAAACUCGCUCGCGGGCUGAACCAUGUCCUUUAGCCCCAAACAUUCAACUCCUUUCUCAGUGAGCGAUAUUUUGAGCCCGAUCGAGGAGACCUUCAAGAAGUUUGCAGCUAUGGAGAGCAGCGCGAGCCUGGCGUCUCCUCUGUACAGACAGACUCAGGUGUCUCAGGCGAACCUGCAGCAGCACAGCAUGAGCCAUAACACCUACCACAUGCCGCACUCUCAGUUCUCGCACAGCGCCAUGGGAGGAUACUGCAACGGGACUAUCGGCGCCAUGGGAGACCUGCCGUCCUACCAGGAGAGCAUGAGGAACGGCGCGACGGCGACGGCUUGGUACGGCUCGAACCCGGAGCCGAGAUACCCGACAAUCUCCAGGUUUAUGGGUCCCUCAGCGGGCAUGAACAUGGGAACAUUAUCGGGCAUGGAUGCAAGUAAAUCUAUGGUGACUUUACACGCGGCGCCGCGGAGGAAACGGCGCGUGCUCUUCUCUCAAGCGCAGGUGUACGAGCUGGAGCGGCGGUUUAAGCAGCAGAAAUAUCUCUCGGCACCGGAGAGGGAACAUUUGGCCAGCAUGAUUCACCUGACCCCGACCCAGGUCAAGAUCUGGUUCCAGAAUCACAGAUAUAAAAUGAAGCGCCAGGCGAAGGAUAAAGCGUCCCAUCAGCCGGACACCGGAAACCUGUGCGCGCAACAGUCGCCGAGGCGCGUGGCAGUGCCCGUGCUCGUUAAGGACGGUAAACCGUGUCAGAACGGGUCCAGCACGCCGACGCCCGUCCAUCAGCAGGUGCAGAACGUGAUGGGCAGUGAGACUUUAGCUUCAGCCGAGGAUCUGGAGGAAAUGUCGCCCAGUCCUCCUCUGAUGAACAGCCUCUCUCAGACUGACGCCGCGCUCAUCGAGUACACGAGCAGCAUGGUGAGCUCCAACCUGCUGUACGGCAGAACAUGGUGACAUCUCACCUCACCAGAGAAACGGAUCAAUAUGUGAAUUUCCACAGACCUUUUUUUUUUUAAAAAUAAUUUUUAAACAGCACUCGUCUGAUGCAGGACCCUCAUGUGAAUUGUAUGGAUUGUAACUCUAAAUCAUUAUUGAAUGAAAAGCUUCACGCGGAUGAGUGCGCGCGCGUGUGUGUGUGUGAUGAAGACUAGUUUAGUGUGAUGCCAUUAAUCCGACAUCGUUUUUGUUGCUUUGUAAAAUACAAGCUGUAGAUGAAAUGUUUUGUGUAAAUAUCUAACACUGGACAAAGAAUGCUUUCUUGAAGUCUUUUGUAAGUUUAAAAGGAAAACAAUAAAUAUGAGUGCUGCAAAUAUGAAAGAAAUCA